AGUUCUCAACACGAUUACAUUAUAUCAAUAAGUUUUUCUUACAUAAAAAUGAAUUCAUUUGUAAUAUUUCAUUUAUUGUGCAUUGCAUUAGUGCAAUCAUUAGGAAUUUUCAACUUAAUUGAUGAUUUAAAAUUCGAAGCAUCUGAAAAUAAUAAUAAUUGGGAAAAAGGAGAUGGUGGAGAACAUCAAAGUGAUUAUAAUUUAGUGAAAGGGGAAAAAAUAAAUAAUGCCUAUGACAUUAUUAAGCAUUAUGAUAAAGGUGAAAUGGAACAUAAUGAUAAUAGUCAACAUCAUGAUCAUUACAGUGAUGAUGAUAGUGAUAAAAAAAAAUAUUAUCAUAAUAAUGGUUAUUUUGCUGUUCAACACAAGGGACAGGAAAGUGAAAAGGGACAUGAAUUUCACGAUGAAGGAAAUUAUGCAAAAGGACACAGUAUCAAGGGACAUCAUGAAGUUCAUAAAUUAGAUGAAUAUAAAAAGCAUACGGAUUUUUAUGAUGAAAAUUAUGAUCAUGGUCAUCAUGAGGAUGAUGAGGCUGAUUAUAAUGAAAAGGAACAUGAAACUGGAGGUCAUUAUAAAAAGGAAAAUCUCGAUAGUGGAUAUCAAGAAGCUCAUAAGGAAAACAAGGGUCAUUAUGAAAAUGGACAGCAUCAUAAUGUUCAUAAAGGACAUGUGGAUGAAGGUGGUCAUGAUAAACAUCAUCAAAAUCAUCAAUUAUUUAAUAAUAAUGACGGUAAUAAAGGUUAUAAAAAAUGGUAUUUCGAAAUAGUACACUAAAUUAAUUAUUGAGUUUUCAUUGUUUUUGUAAAAAAAAAAAAAAAUUCUAUUAAAUUGUUUUGUUUAAAGAAAAUAAAAAAUUUGGUAUUUAUUUUUAUUUAUUGUUAAUUCGUCAUCGUUUGGUUAAUUCAACUUGUUUGCUUCUUGAUUUCUUUGGUCAGAAAUUCCCUUUGGUUUUUUUUUCAA
This is a messenger RNA of Leptopilina boulardi, 960 nucleotides long. Its product is annotated as histidine-rich glycoprotein-like. The transcript has a single exon. The record is from RefSeq and is a predicted model, not a curated record. Bases 49 to 774 code for a protein of 241 amino acids. Lineage: Eukaryota; Metazoa; Arthropoda; Insecta; Hymenoptera; Figitidae.